AUGAGGGACCAAACGGACAGUGAAAACAACGCAAGUACUGAGGACAGUAUGGCUGAUCAAGGAGAUGUCUCUGAUGGAGAUUCCAGUGAAGAGAACAGUCGUGCUGAGUCUGAGAAAAAGACAGCUGUGGCUCUGAAGGAACUAAAAGUUUGCGUGACUGACAUCAGCCUGGUGCACCCUGAUGUGGUUACCAACACACCCUCUGGGAAAAGAGGGCGUGGACGGCCCAAAGGAGAUCUAAAUGGUGUUUCAGCCAAAAGGCUCAGAGGACAUCCCAAAAGUGCAGCGUUUUCUUAUGAAGACUCCUUUGAAGAUGACAGUGACAGUGAUGAAAGUGUUUCUCCCCCAAAAAAGAGGGGAAGACCAAAGGGAUCCUUCAAGAAGCCCAAACCGGAUUCUGAAAUGAAAAGUGACAAUGAAGGUGCAGCUAAAAGAGGCAGAGGGAGACCAAAGAAAGGUCCUGUAAAAGGAAAACGAGGAAGGCCUAAAAAGAAUAUUCCAGCGGGAGCAAAGAGAGAAGUCACAGAUGGAACAAAGUCCUCGCAUAAAAGGCCAGGUCGACCAAAGGGCUCUCGAAACAAACCUGUGGUCACUGUUCAAGUGGAAAGCACCAGCGGUCGCCCCUCGCGAGUUCAUAUUCCACCUGACAAACUUCACAUUUCACUUCCCAGAAAAUACCCAGGUAAACGUGGUCGGCCAAAGAAAAACCAGCGAGGUCGACCAAGAAAGAGGCCUCUACCCCCAGAAGAGGAGCUGUACCUGCCACGAGUGUGGAAGGCUCUGGGGCGAUCGCGAAAGUAUCCAAGAGAAGAAGGAUCCGAGCAAGAGCCUGGCCCCGAGACCCCACGCAGGGGCCGCGGGAGACCUCGCAAGUCCGAGAAGAUUGCUCAUUUGAAAAAGCUUGACAGCAACGGGUUUCCAAGAAAACCAGGACGUCCUCCUAAAGUAGAAAAAGAACAGGACGGUCCCCGGAGGAAGAGGGGGCGUCCCAAAGGCUCAGUCAAAAACAAAGCCCUUGAUGAUUCUGAAAACGGUUCUGAUCUCAGCCCUGAGUCUGUUCCCUCUGAAGUGCCGUGUCCCCCCGAGGAGCUGUCUCCUCUUGAAGACAGCUUCUCAAGCACCAAGGACGACUUAUCCGCUCUGAGCUUCACAAAAAAGAAUCAAGUGUUUUUAAAGUUACGGUCUUCCAGAGAGACAUGUGACGCAGACACAGAUGCUUCACUGGAUGACCGCAGAAGCAGUUCUUUUAAAUCAAACAUGUCAGACCCUAAGCCCGAGGAUGCUAGGACUGUGCCUGUCGCGGAGCCUCAGGUUGAAAGAAAAGAAAAGUUGUUAGGCACAAAACCAAUCGACGACGUUGAGAAGGACUUCACGGAUCACUCUAAAGAAGAAGAAGAAGAAGAAACAAGUGUCCGUGCCGCUGUGGAGCCCUGCACUCUGCCGUGGCCCGGAGACCGAAAACCACAAACGGAUCCAGACGACGGAAUCUGGUCCGAGAAAUGCACCUCUGAGCCUGAAGACAGAGACACCGGCAUCAGUGGAGGAAGCCAGGACAUUUCUGAUAAACAGAGUCAAGGAGAAGAGGAGGUGGUGAACAAGGCCAAAUGGAGAGAGAGCAUGCCCGAAGGAGAACGGUGGAGGAGCGACGAGAUCCAACGCAGCAGCGACAAAGGCGGAGGCUCCCUGGCUGAUGAUGAGGAGGAGGAGGAUGAGGAGGAUGAGGAGGAGCAGCGCUGGAGGGCGGAGAAGGGGACGCCCGGAUUCUCACCUCAGGUCACCAUCGUGCGCAUGUCCAGUAAAGACCUUCAGGAGGAAGAGGAGGAGCAGAGGCCACUGUUCCAGGAGGGAUACACGGAGGACUACAACGACCAGAACUCUGUGCAGUACCACGAGUGGCCACAGCACGACGAAAAGAUCUACCUGUGCGAGGACCCGUGUGGAGAGCGUCUGAAGCUGGGCCUGUCGGUGGCGGCCGGAGCGCUGCUGUUCCCUCUCCUGCUGUGGGGCGGGUUCGAGCUGCUGCCGUUCGACUCUCCGCCGCUCGAGAGCGCCCCCCUCAGGGUGGUCUACACUCUGCGCUGCUCCAUGUUUGCCAUGAUUCCCAUCAUUCUGGGCGUGCUGGUGCAGGGUGUGGCGCGGCUUCGGUACGGCUCGCUCCGCCCGCUGUACGAGGGCCGCCAGGAGAGCCGACAGGUGGCGGUCCACGUUCACUUCGUCAACGAGUCUGUGGGGCUCUUCCUCUUCUACUUCCUGCAGCUCGCCGUCAUGGCAACCUACGUGAGCCAAAGCCUGGUCAAACUGGUGCCGCUGCUCACCAUCAUCUUUGCUUUUGGAAGGCUGAUCUAUUGGCUGUGUCUGUCCCUGCGCAGUAGCAUCCGUGGCUUCGGCUUCAGUUUCUCGUUUGCCCCGGUGCUGCUGAUGCUGGGCUUCAACCUGUACUACGUGUGCUCGUCCAUGGGCCAGAGCGCCGUGUUCAACGUGGAGCCGCCGCAGACUCAGGCCCCGCCCACUCAGCGCUGGUGGUUAGGCUGA
Messenger RNA from Knipowitschia caucasica, 2532 nucleotides. The record is from the annotation of a GenBank genome assembly. Lineage: Eukaryota; Metazoa; Chordata; Actinopteri; Gobiiformes; Gobiidae.